Pocillopora meandrina is the source of this 16477-nucleotide messenger RNA. Lineage: Eukaryota; Metazoa; Cnidaria; Anthozoa; Scleractinia; Pocilloporidae. The record is from the annotation of a GenBank genome assembly.
AUGCCACAAAAAAAGAGGAAAAGAAGUGCAUCAAAAGGAAAUGCAAUGGUGAUGAAAAAGAAUAGUUUGUCAAGAGACAGACAUUAUACACUCAGUAUUAACUCACUCGAGAAAGUGGAGGAAGAAGUUGAUGAAGACGUCCCCAAAGAUGUAAGGAACGCCUUCUGUAUGUAACCUUUCAUACUGAGUUGUUAACUAAGAUACACCCUGUAGGUUGAUUUAGCUGAGGCCCCUAUAACCAUGUAGCUGGUGGUUCAAGAGAACCUUAGCUGAUUCCAUUUACCGUGCGAAGAAGAAUAUUGAUAAUAUGAGAAGCAAAAGGCUGCAUGCUUUAUCAGAAGGAUUAUAAAAACGAUAAGCCCCCAAUGGCUGAACUGGUAUUACGGCCAAUGAUACCCUCAAAUAGCAGAUUUUCCUCGAACUUCGCGGGCCUGUAGCUUCAUAUUUGGGCAAUCUUUCCCCAUCGGGUAUUUUCAGCCUACUCAAAAGGCUUGUUUUACGAAAAAGCUUCUUUGCUGGAUUAGUGCACAGUUUCUCAGAUACUUAAAUUGAUCCAAAAAUAAAUAGGCUUUAGAGCAAACUUCUCCUCCAAUUCUUCUCCUGCACUAAACAAAUAUUAACUCAUCACAUUAUAUUUUAGAGAGAUUCAAGGGAAACACAGCUUCAAGAUGCUGCCAUAUCGGGAGAUGUUGAAGUCGUAGAAGAGUUGAUUUCAAAAGGAAUAGGUGAGUCAAGCAAAAGCUGCUGAUGCACGCUGUAAACUAAGUACAUUUUACCUGAAUGAAAUACAAUUUGCUUUGCGGCUCGUUUUCACUCGUGCAUGUCCGACAUUGGUAAUGUAACAAGUGUCUCUGUGGAGACAGUUCUCUUUCGCUGGAUCCUUUUGUCGCUGGCUCCUCAGUAAUAGAAUGCAUUUGGUUAAUAACCGUUAACCAGAAUGUUUUCACAAAUUGGAAGUUUCAUCGGCUGCGAAUGAGAGUUCAGCCGCCCUUACGUGCAAGAUUUAUAAUAGGAUCAUUAUUUUAUAUAGCUAUGACUGCUAAAGAGGUAGGAAAAUAUUAUUUUUUCAGUUUUUAGCCACUAUGGGAAAAAAUAUUUCAGGAUGCUCUAAAGGGCUACACACUUCGUCCAUAGCUACAAUUCUUAUUGCAAUACCUAAAUCCUUUAUCAGAAUUAUCUGAUCAGGGUACUCGGAAAUUCAGCUGGGUUUAAUCCUCACACUGUUCCUCUCAUUCAUUUAAGAGUCAACUCAAGGGAUCCUUGGACUAUCAAAUAGCUUUUGAUGAAACAUGAUCCAUAUUGCCAUAAAUAACAAAACAUAAAUUUCCAAAUCGCGAUAAGUAGUUGAUAUAUUUCAAAAUAAAAGAUAUUGUGAUGAUCCUGUUACAGCACUGUCUAUAACUGAUGGGUUUGGCCGCACUCCACUGCAUAACGCCAUACUAGGCAAUCAGCUACGUAUCGUGGAGAUUUUACUCGGCAAGGGUGCAAAUGUCCGAGUCCAGGAUGAAAGAGGUGACACGCCUAUUCACACAGCUGUAAGAGCUGGUAACGAGAAAAUAUUGAAGGUACGUCGAGCACUGAAAACAAAAGGCCAGAUAGGCGUCUCCUUUUACAGUUCUAUGUUACGUAUCACUUGUCACAGAGCUUUCAUGCCCAAGAACCUCCAAUCAUGGCUCGGUUAUUAGAACAUUCGUCAGAUUUUUUAGGAAAUUAUGAAUCCAGUUCCUUAAAGGGCACCUCUCAUAGUCGUAAUAAAUCAGUUUAAGAUGUUUGUUUAUUUGAAAGAUAAUAAAACGACAAUUUCAAGAAGGCUAUUGAAUGACUUUGAUCCCACGCUGCAUGAUAAACUGAACAAUAACGUCUAUUGUGUUUCUAGACAUUGUUGCAAGAACCUGAAUGUGACGUCAACGUAACUGGUCGCAGCAAUGUCACGCCGCUUCAUCUGGCGGCUGGAAUGGAUCGUGUCCAAGUCUGCAAACUGCUGGUGAGCAGAGCUUAUUGCCAUAGCUACUGAACAAAAAAUGAGAUACGCCAAUGCCAAACCAAUGAGCUUUCUCAAAAGUAUUAUUGCAAAGUUUUUGUAAUCUGCUAGUAGCGCGCUUUAACAAUCAACUCAGAUUACGCAAAUGAGGCGUUUUUUAGCUACCUUGUCUGUUUGAAAUUACCGGACACAGUAAAAACAACGAUUUCUUUUUUUUUUCUUACGUGUUUCAGUUUUACUCCAGCCAUUUUUCGGACGUGUACAAAAAAACUAUUUUUAGGCAUUAAAAUUAAAAAAUAGAUACUUUCUCAUCAUUUGAAAACCAACCGCUGUACAAAUCUUACCUAAUUCUAAACCUAACGAAACGACCAGAGCAGAAAAUUGCUACUUUUAUCAACUGAUACAAAGUCUAACAGAUGCCAUAGCGAUGAAUCGAUCAUCCUCACAAUCAGAAAUAAAUCUAUUCAAGAUUAAAAAAAACUUUAUUUCGAACAAGCUUUUUUCCUCGCAAAAUGUGUCAUAUAACAAGGAAAUUGCUACGUAUUUUGCAAAAAAAAAUAAAAUCAACUAUGCAAAUUAACUUGCAUAAAUAAUCGACUGACCUCUUCUAGAUUGAACAUCAAGCUAAGAUAAACAAUAGAGAUGACGAUCAAAUGACACCUCUGGGUCAUGGUGUGGAGAGAGGAGCCAAAGACGCCGUCAGCUAUUUGUUUUAUUAUGGUGAAUAUGACUUAUCUUUGUAAGCUAAGAAGCAUAAAUUGCAUUGGAACAGACAUGUGCAAGUUUAAUUGAUACAGGCAGUGAGCAAUUAUACCUUAAAAAUUAAUAUUUUCCUUAUCAUAAGCAAGAAGCGAUUGUGAAUAAUGCUACUUGCCCUGGAUGAAUUUCUAGUUCAUCAAAGGUCACCCCUCAAAAUUUUUCGGCUUGCAACACACUUUAGUGAAGAUGACAACUUUGUCUCACUACAAAACACAAGCUGAUGACUUCUCUCAGGGCAAAAGCCCGGACCUUAAUUCUGGUGCCCGAACGAUCCAUUCUGUGCAACAUGCUCACCAUUUCAGGUUAAGUGUCUCAUCAAGGCUACUUGUUGUAUAAUUUAAGCUACAUCUAUAUACCAUCGUCCCUCUAGUGAUUCCUUCCUUAACGGUCAUUGUUGCAAUGUCUAAUUCGAUAUUUUAGUUGGUGGUAACAUUAAUCAUGAGCUUUUUCGUCCUCAUUUUAGCCCGCUCCCAAAAGUUCGAUUUGGAUUCAUUUCUUUACAAGGCUGAUUUGGAUGGCUCUUCCCUUCUGCAUAUGGCAGUUGAUUGCGGAAAUAUUAAGGUAAAUUUUGUGCGUAAAACGUCUUCUUGAACUUUAGGACGAUAAACAGAAAAAUUAAUGUACUUACAUUACAAACAUUCGCUUGCAUAAGGAUAUAAUACAUUGACAUCAUUAACGACUAGGCGGGUGGAAAGUAACAUCGAUAAAGCAAUGACUAUAUCCCGAUUUGCAUAUGAUCUGCGGUCGGAGACAAGCUGCAAAUGUCAACAAUCUCGAACAGAAAUGCGUGCAAAUAUUUUCUUUCCUAGGUAUGUAAACUUUAUUACAAAGACGGGUGAAAUCAUUCUCCUAAAUGCUCUCUACAACUGUUUUUAACCGAAGGUGGUAUGUUGCUGCUACUAUUGUCAACUGUCACUUUUGGAUAAAGUCCUUGAUUUUUUCCCCCACAGAUUGUAGAGCUGUGUCUACUAAAUGGGUCCAGAGUGCGAUGUCCAAAGGUUGGUUGCAUAAAGCUGAUCAAGAGUUCCUUUUACUGACAUAUCAUAUAUUUUGAAAUUGAAAAAAAAAGCUUGAAAAGUUACAUGUAUCCAGUGCAUUGUGUUUAAUUCUCCUGUGAGUUAUGAUUUUCGUCUGUACAAGGUAUGAUAUGACGUAAACAUGGCUACCCUCGUAUCGGGAGUGCUCUGAGUAAUCUCAGAGUUUUUUACCAUGGAAUCUACGACUUAGAGCAUAUCAUGAAGUCAAAAUAUUUGUCUCGAUCUUUUUUUUUUUCGUCAUUUAAUAAAACAGUCAUUAUCAUCAUUAUCAUAAAUAAUAUCAGUCAUAACAUCAGUCAUAACAUUAUAUUACUUUUUCUUUUAUUGUCUUCCAGACCUCUGAUAAGAGCACAGCCUUUCAUUUGGCGUGUGCACAAGGCUCCAUGGAAAUUGUCAAACUUUUGGCCAGUUAUGACCUUUCAAUUUGUCGAAUAACGCUGCUCGACGCCCAGGGACAGACACCUCUCCAUAGAGCCGCCACUAACAAUCACGUGUCUGUGGUUGAAUACCUUCUGGAUCAGGUAGGAAAGAUUUGUUGGUUUCUUAUGUUCUACUUUUUCUUUUGUUGAGCAAGAACGUUGAUUAUUUGCGAAUGGUAACUAGCCAAUUAGACGUUCAUUUUCGUUUGUCUGUCUUGUUUCGUUUCUAAAUUCAUAUUUUUAGAUUUUUACACCUUUUUUCAUUUACAUCACCAAGACUAGGUGAACGAAUGACUUACUCACCAUUUUUUGUUUGUUUUGUCUUGUUAAACGUUUUAAGUGUCUCCAUACAGACAGAAUGGACUCUUUCUCUUCUUCUCUCUCUCUCUCUCUCUCUCUCUCUCUCUCUCUCUCUCUCUCUCUCUUUUUAUAUAUAUAUAUAUGUAUAUAUAAAUUAUUCAAUAAGAAAAACAGAUUUUACAUACUCAGAAAAUAUGAACUUCAAAAUGUUAGAAUAAGAAAAGAUACAUUACCUAUAUAGGGCGCCGCAAUAGACCCCCCUGACAAGUCACGACGCACUCCCCUAUACCAAGCAACUUCCAAAGGCGCAGUAGACACAGUGGGUUUCCUACUUAAGCGAGGUGCUGACGUCACUGUGAAGACUAUACAACUGAGAUCAGUGAUCCAUGCGGCUGUUCCUUUCCCCAAUGUCAUGGAGUUGCUGUUGAGGGUUUGUAAUGAUUAUCUCAAAUUCUUUGCAAACCUUUUUGGAUAAACCAUAGCGUUUACGAAUUAUUGUCCUUUCUUUUUUAUAGUUGCGGUGUGACGAAAGUCAAAAAAGAAAAUUUAGAUGAUUCAAAGAUUCUUGCAAUAUUUUCAGUAACAUUGUAAUAUACCUAUUCAGGGAAAAUUGCCAUCAAUAAUUUUUUUGUUUUUGUUUUUUUUGUUGUUAUUGCUGUUGUGUUUGUUUCCAGCACAAACAACCAAAUCCCUAUGUUCUGUCUUAUUACGGCCGCCAUAAACGUUUAAUCAGGCUGUGAGCCCGAUACCUCUUACAAUGCUAGACGAUUCUGUCAUUCGUAAUAAUUGGUUGUAUCAAAUGCAGGUACCUUCCUCUGCGUAUCUUAUCACAGAUAAGGAUUACAAAAGCCUGACACCAGCUGACUACGCGGCAGCAAAGGGACAAUCCAAGGUAAAAAUUGCACCCACGAUGAAGAUACCCACGCCAGUGCUCGCUGGCUCCGAGUAAAGAUUAUAACAACCCUACUUAAAGUUUACCAAACGUUUCUCGAAUGUGUUGAACGCCAUUUUGAAAUUGCAUGAACUACAAACGCUAAUGAGGUGAAAGUUUGGACUCUGGGUCAAACGUUUCGAGUCCUGGAUGGGGAAUGUGUUGAACGCCAUUUUGAUAAGACGUUGCGGAGGUCCCGUCUCCUGCACAAACGCUAAUGAGUUACUUGAUGGAUGAUUGGAAACGCAUCUGAAUAUAUUCACAUAGAUAUUUGCGCCGAAUAAGUAUUUAUUAAAAAAAUAAAUAAAUAAAUAAAAAAAAACUUUAUGAUUGGAAACGUAAAAGGUCACAGAAUAUUUGUUUCACCUGAAGUGACAAUUCAUCCAAUCGCAGUCACACCGAUCUUUGCAUUACAAUUAUGUCAGGCUUCAACCCUUCACUAACCCACCCUUUAUUUGAAUUGUUUUCUCAUGGAUUAACACAUCGUUAUCUCUUUAGACCAUCUCACUUCUGAUGGAAACCAACAAAGCUGCCGCUAGUUCGACGUCAAACGAAUUGGACACACCUCUGCAUAUCGCAGCAAAGUAAGAUGUAAAUGAAAUGACGACGACUUUCAUUCAGGGUUAAUUUAAUUUGAUCAAUUGCGAAAAAAAAACCUGCUACUCCAACUUCAGAGGAAUCAUCAUGUAGUUGCAACUUUUGAGGAGGGUAAAUAGUCAUUACAUCAGUUUGGAAGAGUUAGCAUCCCUUUUGUAUCCCGGAGAUGAAUUGUCAGAUUACAAUCAGAAAGAUGUAGAACAAGCAAGUAUUUUAGCAAAAAGAAAAAAACAAAGAAACAAAGCCAUCUCACUUACUUCAAGAGGGAAUACAAGAAAAAUAAAGCAAAAAAACUACAAAAAAAAAAACACCGUUUGUGUCGCUCAAAAGCUGACAUGAUCACCAAUCUUGGUCUUACUAAUCUUUUACCAAUGGAAAGAUACUGAUGAAGUUCUCUUGUUGCAGAUUCGGGUGGUUGCCAAUAGUGGAGAGUCUCUUGGUUGGACGAAAUGUUCGUAUGAUAAAUUUACAAAACAACAAAGGCAUGACUCCUCUUCAUCUUGCUUGUUCCGAAGGAAAUGACCUGGUGGUCGAGUACCUCAUGACUAAAGCAGCAACCAUAGAGAAGUACGUCGGGUUCUAUUAACGAUUUUCUCACCCAUCAGUUACUUGGCCUUUGGAUACCUAAUGUUAGAAAUGAAAAUGGAAUAGCAGAAUUCUCCCCCGGCUUUGAUUCAAAACUAUUCAAAAGUUUAAUUUUUUUUCCACUUGCCAAAUGAUGAUUACUUUAAUUCAAUAUUAAAAAAAGAUAAAAUUAUGACAAUGGUAGUGAUAAGGAAAUUCAACAUUUAGAUUUGAAAAAAGUCUGAAGCGUAACGAUUGUACUCAGUAACUUCGUGUAACAUCAUCAAUUGGGAUUGGACUAGUUUUAUUCCACAUGCCAAGGGGAGAAAAAAAUAAUGGUCAUCAAAUUCGUUCACCAGAAAAUUUUGAAUUACCUUUCUAUCCAGCUUAAACCAAAGAGAAAAAGUCGUCAUCUUUAAAGGCAUGCGAGCCAAUCAUACAAAGGGAUGACUUCGAUAGCAAAGUAAAUGGUGAUCCCAAAAUUGUUCAAAGUUAGCCAACCGUUUUCAUUAGCCACUUCUCGUCCUUAGAAAACUGUUGGACUAACGUUUUGUUAAGUCGAUUGCCGAAACGAGACGAUGCUAAGCCCUAAGUUUCGUAAAGUUCAUGGAAAAAAAUUGUCAUACAAGAUGUCAUACAACAGUUUAUGACCAAGUACUUUCACCGAGACUAACCGAGUAUGAAAACACACAGUACUAUAAAAUAAAGGUGAAAAGUUCCAAAUGGUCGGAGGUUACUUGGUGGCUAUGUAAAGAGAACUCGGGGCAACUAAGAACAAAUCCUGGGACCAGCAGAAUGGAGUUGAGCCCUUGACAUACAGAUCACAAGUUCAGCGCACUACACCACACCACCUUCAUGAAGUAAAGCAGUUUCAAAGUGCAUGUAAUGAACAGCUUAUGAUGCAAAAUCUCUUCGAACCUGCGAGAAACUGUUCAAAGCCACCGCUUUUCUGGCCGGGGUUGGGGACUAAUGUCAGUUACUUUGCUCACUCCAUAUAGGGACCAAAAUCAAAAGACAGCCUUGCAUCUAGCAGCCUCCCGGGGUUCAAAGAGGUGCAUUGUGUCCAUCUUGGAAACACAUCCGGAGUGCCUGAACAAUGUGGACGAAAAUAAGGUCAGCCAAGUCAAUUUUCAUUAAUUUCAAAUGAAACAUUAAUCCAAUCGUUUCCCUCCAAAAAGUUGUUUUUUUUUUUUGACGUUUCUAUGGUGGGAUUUUUAUCGAUAUUUUUUUGUGAACUGUAUUUAAAGUGCAUGCGGGAAAUUGGAAAAAAGUAAUUCUGGCCUUUUUUCAGAGGAAUGAGUAACACACUAUGUUUACUUUCUUCAGUGUGGCUUCGAAACUUGGUUGUUAGUUUUCAGUCAGUCUUUGGAAAUAUUCAGUGAUUUCAAACCCGUUCGUUUUUCAGAUUAUCAUUUCCUCAACAGGAGCAUAAAUUGUGUUUUUACUUUUGAGGACAAGUUCGAAAGCUACAAAAAAAAAUGAUGCGUUUCCAACAUAUUUACUACAAAUGGUUUUAAGAGUUAAAAGAAAGAAAUUAACCCAAAACUCUCCUCUUUCUUCGACAGAAUACAGCUUUAAACCUGGCCUCAUUUGAAGGUCACGCUGAGAUUGUUGUGUAUUUAUUGUCACUUAAAGAUCAAGAUAUUCUGAUGAACGCCUAUAAUCAGAAUGUACUGGACAUAGCACUUAAGGAGGAAAAGAAGAAUGUUGCCAUUGCGAUUGCAGAGCAUGAUCGGUAAUGAUGUGCAACUAAUUCCUAGCAUGUGAUUUUAGGACAACUGACCUUGAAAACUAGUGCAGUCGUUAAUUCUGUGAAAGGGAUAAUCGCAACAGGCGUACCUGUGAACAUUUUGUAACGUUCUCGAUGCCUUCGUUAAUUUAUCAAUUACUCAUUAAAAAAAUACAAACUAGGACUUCUGAAACAGUCGUGAAAGACCAUUUUCCUCUAUUUCAAAAGAUGGAGGGAGAUUCUGAAUUCAUCAGCGCCAGGCUCCUUGCUCAUGAUGCAAGAUCUGGUUAUCAAGAUGCCAGAAGUUGCGGAGGUAAGAACAAGAGCUCGAUUUGAUAUUACGUCACUGUUUUAAUAAGUACUAAUGACUUUAGGUCCGUUGUCUUAUCUGCAUGGUACGAGAUAUGACCGGCGCUUAAAAAAAAUUAUAUCAAUUUUUACCCAAUAAUGUUCUCAGUUUUACUUUUGUGGCACUCGCAAGUUUCGUUAACAUUAUGAUACUUUUUGAAAUCGACAGGCUAUUUUGGAUCAGUGCGUGACGGAGGAAGGUGACGAAUUGAAACCUCAUUUUAAAGUAAGUAAAAAACUGGCUCUUAGUGUAUCUAAAAUAAUUUCCAAGGUGCAACCUCCCCCGAGGCCCCAACCUCACUACCUGCCUUGGUUCCUUAUUCUAAUGAGUUGUCCGUUUAGGAUUCUCUUAUGUGAUUGUUAAUAAGGUCAUUGGAUGUAUUGCAGUUGGUGACCUUUGACAGUAAAAUCACCUCACGAUAUGCAUAAGGUGCAGUUUGAAUGCUUAUUUACUGCAAGAACCAACAUUUCCCUCUUGAAGCAGCACAUUAUCAUCGUUAACUGCCCGGAAAGUAUCUAUACUUGCAGUAAUGUUUUUUGUUGAUGCGACUUCUUUUUCUUAAAGAUGAGGAGAGAUUUAACAAUAAUUCAACCAAAGUACGUCCCAAAUCCUGAGAAGGACCAGCUGACUGUGCUGAAGGUAAUCACAGUUUCUUUUUUCACGUCGAUCUAGCAGUCCUUUGUUAGGAAUUUACUUCCCUGCUCCCUCGCUACCGCCUCGUCACUUAAAUAAAUCAUUCCUUUCCAAAUUUUUGUUUCACCGAAGACAAUCAACAUUUCGGCAUGACUGAAGAAUACCCAGUUAGGAUUUUUGUCUUUCCCUCGGUCCAAACUUCAACAGUUAAAGCGCGGGAAUGCCGAAAGGACGGGAGGUGGAGGGUCUUAAAAUAACAAUAGUUUACGAGCGGCCUUUGCAAAUACAUCAGCUACAUCUUCGAAUAGUUUCACAUCCGUUUCUUUUGACGAGCUUAUUCUCUCUGAAUGAUUAUUUGUUUCGAUUUAUUGAGAAUUCUGGCAAAGGAAAUGAUUCGCUCAAAAAGAGGGGAUUAGAGGUUAGAUUUAAUGACCGAAAGUCAGCUGCUUUUCGCGAUUCUUGUACUUGGAGACAGGGCGGUGUUAAAAGGUUCAGAGGCCUCUUGAAAGACCCUCCACUAGCCUACGUGGGAAGCCCUGAAAUUCGAAACGAUACUGGCUGAAUUUUUCAAUAAUAACAGUGUUCUGUCUUUUCUUUUAUGUUAGACUAUGGUAAAAUAUCGCCGUGAUAAGUGCCUUACUCACAAAGUCGUCUUCAAUCUCAUGCAUUUAAAGUGGUAGGUCUUGAGUUACAGUAAGAUUGGACCAAGCUUUGCUCAAUACUUAACUAACGAAAUUGUAUCAACUACCGACACACUGUCACAUUUAACAACAGAAGCUCAGUGUUCUAGUGAAUGUAUGGCAACAAGCACGAUAAGGCUGUGACGACAAAACAUGAGCCACUUCACAAACACAUUCCAUACAUAUAUCGCUCCGUCUUUCUGUUUCGGAACCAAAUAUGCUUAAAGAAGUGUUAAGAAGUAAUAGGUUUUUCUUUUAGAGGUUUCAUGAAAAAAAAAAAAAAGCAGCUUGCCCUAAGGAAAUAACCCCAAAGACAAAAAAUUUGUUUUAUAAACGAAUAUAUAAACUUUUAAUGCUGUAAUCUUAUUUUUAGGAAGAAGUUCGGUUUCACAUCCCUCAUUUUGAGCCUAUUUCUCUAUCUCACGUAUCUACUAUCGCUGACUGCCUUGGCUAUGUACUCUCGAGACAACGAAAAGAAGAUCUGUGCGCCAAACGACACAGACAUGAGAAGGGUAAGUGUUAUUCGAAAAAGGGAAGGUCAUGCUGACCCCAAAAUUUGUUCAAUGAAUAUAAACAACAUUGUUUUUACCAGCAGAUGCUUAAAGAAGUAUUCGUUAUCAGUUCACAAUGGAAAAUUUCAACCAUUAAUAGUGAUAGUCACACGUUCCACAAUUUUGGGCGUAAAUCAGAUUCUCUUGAUGUUUGCAUGCCAAAAAAUUCGCAAAAGAAGUGUCAAUUUUUCCUACUCACAAAGUACCUUGAUGGUACGAACCAAAUUUUUUUAAUAGGAAGAAAAAGCAAGAACAAGGCAGUCAAAAAGGGAAACUUUGUUUGUAAAUUAUUAUCUUUCUUGAGCAAAGAAUUUUUCAACGAGCUCCGACUUUAUGUACUGAGCAAGUUGUGAGUCUAGACGUAGUUAAAAUUGACGACCUGUAGUUGUGACAUGUCUUCGAUCUCUUCAUCAUGAAUAACUAUAAUCAGAGCUUAAUAAAUAAACCUGGGACCCAUUUUGACUUUUUUUAAUAAUUACGUAUUUUAAUGUUUACAGUAAUAGGAUGUAGAUUUCACUAGGGGGCAUUUCCCCUCUCCUCCAUCGAUUAGUCAAAGAUCUAAAAGAAAUGCUUUUUGGUUUUUCGGUUGUUUCUAACCAAUACCGUUGAUAAAGAAGACAUUAAGCGUCCCUUUUCAUCCAUUCCAUGGCAGAGUCUAUCUGGCUAUUAGACAACCAACAGACGGAAGUUGAACGAGAUACUAGACAUGAUCCUGAAAGUUAUUUUAUGCCUAGAAACUAUUUUUGAAUAAAGAAGCAAUCAACAAACUGUCAUAUUUUUUCUGCUUAAUCUUAAAGGAUUAUCUUGAGGACAUGCCCACCACUCGCUCCGAUAUGGUAAGUCAGCGCAAUAAUUUUUAUAAUUCCACGGUCAUUAAUUGAUUUGAUUUUUACAAAUAUUGCGUCGAACCCAAACGUGUGGAAGUACAACUCGUGAAGGAAUUUAAGCACGCCUUGCAGAAGUGAAGAAAGUGUCUGCAAUCUUUUUCAGCAAAAUAUAAAACAGUUCCGGCUUAUUUCGAACUAUGCGAUCAUGAUAAUAGUUAAUGAGAAGAUCCUCAUAUAUUCCAAACAAUUUGAACUCCCAUAGAGGUUCAGUUCAUUUGCUGCAAAAUCCUUUUUUCUUUCUUGUGUUUCUUAGAAUAUUCAUUCAAAUAAUUUUCCGUGCUCUUCUUCUCUUACUCCAGUUCAUUCAAGUGCUUACUUACGUCGUUCUUGUACUCACGCUUGUCCAUUUAGCGAGUGAAGUUUUUCAAUUACUCAAAAAGGUAAGGAAGUCAAAGGAAUGAGAAAAUUCAUUAUUAUAUAGCAAAAAGAAACCAAAAUGAACUAAUUGAAAUAAAUCAAAUACGUAUUGUGUAACUUUGAUACAUAUGAAAUAUUAUAUUAGAGCAAAUAAGCUAUACUUGAGAUUUUUCAAAACUUUCUCUUUGUUAAAACAACCAGACUUUCAUGUAAACUUUUGGGCCAAACUUUAAUUUUGUUCAGGAUUUUGAUGAUCUAUGCUAUUCCUGUGGAGGUACUAUCUUUUCUGAUGAUGGUCGAUAUCCUGACGAUGUUAAAUUUCUGGAUUUGUUCCUUUCAUAAGUUUUGCAGGUUGACUAUUAUGAAUUUCUUCUUUUAUUUCAGCGUGCAAACUACUUGUUAUCCGGCUCAAACUAUAUUGUGCUCACUGGAUACAUCAUUACUAUGUUGUACAUUUUUCCCUCCAACGACUGCAAGUCUGGCUUCCAAAUCCAAAUUGGAGCCCUUUCUUUGUUCUUCGGUUGGAUGAAUCUGAUCCUCUAUUUACGAAAGUAAGUAAAAUAUAAUUCCAAUUAAUACGAACAGUGUUAAUAAAAUAUCACUUCACGAGUUUACUGAAACCAACGUAAUGACCAGCUCCCAGUAAGCUUGUUAGCUUAGUUGGUUGAGCACAAAUCCCGUACAGGCUUGAAUUUUUUCAGGCCUUAUUUCCACUACUGCUUAAGAUCUUUUUCUGGUUUGUGAGGCCACGUUAGAAAAUUAAUGCAGUUUAUGUUUAAUUUUUUUUAGUUUGUUUGCGUAGUUACAUAAUACUUCAUAUGUAUAGAAGUCGACUGUCACGUAUAUGCAUUUUAUAUUCAGACUUUCCUUUUUGGGAUCAUACGUCAUCAUGUUGGCCACGAUGUUUAUCACGUUGUUUAAGGUGAGUCAUAGUUUUCCUCUUUCUUUUAUACAAUACGUGUUCCUAAUUGGACAGUUUAACAUACUAUAUAACCCAGUCAUUAACUUUUGCACGGUUCUAUCGGCGACUUUACAUCGCGUGGCGCAAAUCACCGGAAAAUUAUCACACAUUAUAUCCCGUCCAUUAAUUUUCCCGCGAUUCCAUUAGCUGUGUUACAUCACGUGUUGCAAAAUUACAUGACAUUCAUCUCGUGAUAACCCCCGAAUACGUCAAUGUUUAUCCCCUGUUUAUAUCUGUUCAAAAGAAACUAAGCCAGCGGAAAAAAGCCAGCUCGAGAGUUUCACUUUUUCACUUUUGUCAGUUUGUUGACUUGAAAAAAACUCAUCUUCUAGAGUCCAGUGAUUGUAACCUUAAAAAAGCUGAUCUCAAAUAGUGCCUUUAAAAGUGCAAGAAAAGCAACAAAAAUUUGCCCUCAACGCGCGCGAUGAAAAUUAAUAGAAGGGUAAUAAAAUAAAUAAAGCCCUGUCUGGCUUGCUGGCAUGUUGAUUGAUGAUAUCCUUAGCUUAGAAAAUGUCCACAAAAUUUCACAUUUUCCCUUCCACCUUCACUUUUUGGCCAAAUUUUUAUUUCUUGGACAAUAUCUCAGCCGCGCACAUUACCAGACGCCUAGAGGCGUUUAUUUAUUAAAUAUGCAGGGAAAUUUUGCGAUUAGCGUUGUUGUUACCGAGCCCAGUAGGGGCGAGGCAAAAUGCGAGUAAUGAGCCUUUUUCGCGCGUUCCGAUGUCCUAAAGUGGCGUAACAGUGGAAUAAUUAAUUCCGUUAUUCAGAUGCAUUUUCCUUUGUUACGAUCUAAGUGAUUCUUUUUAUAAAAAUAAAAGUACUUUGUAUUUCAAACAGGUGUUAGUGCUGUUUCUUUUGUUCAUCUUGGCAUUCGGUACAACUUUCUACAUGCUGAUUGACGAAAACGUGAGUUGAAACAUUAGCCUUCUAUCAAUUCCUUAGAAGUCUCUGCUAUUGGAUACAUUGGGCGUAGCGCUACUGUUAAACCUUUAAUGUGAUAGAGAGCUUAAAAGUUACUUCCUGAAUCUUAAGGCUGACUCAAUACAACGAGAUGACUUCCCCAUUCCUGGUAGUGCGUAAAGGCUUCAUGACUCUAAAGCAACAGGUUAGGAGGCACUGAGUGGCUCGAGGCUUAAAUGCAUAAGGGCUUACAAAAUCCAAGCGACGUAAUCAGCAGUUGGGAUAUGGGGAUACAAACAAAGCUCUCUGAGUCUUUAGAACUUCGGAGCUCUACAUAUUGAACCAAGUUAAAUUAUUAGAGUAUAUUAUGACAGAAUGUUUGUUCAUUAUAUUUAUUAUUACGCUCAUUCCCUUUUUCUCUCAGGAAUCAGCAACUUCAUUGCCUAAGUGGGUUCUGACUAUUUUUGUGAUGACUCUGGGAGAGUUGAAUUACGCUGAUAACUUCAUGCCCUGGGAGUACCCUUUCGCCACCCUGGUCAAUACCCUCUUUGUCCUUUUCGUCCUUGCAAUGCCUAUCAUUCUCAUGAAUAUGCUGGUAAGAACCGUUUUUCUAUAUUUAUGUAUUAUUCUGUCAACUGCGAAAUGAAGUAAUUUAGCCUAACAGUAAAGCAAACAGUUCCCUCCUUUUUUAAUAAAAGCUCAUAUCUCUGAUUAACUCGUACCCUCUCCGCGUUACCAGGGGCGCUUUUUCGAUAGAAUACCACGGGAUGUGGGAUGAACAUCUACAUGUAGGGGACAUUUUUUUGCUGCCAUUUUACUUUGUGUCCUCUUUCCUGUACUUAUCAUACUACGAUAGAGAUCGCAGUAUGAAGGAAUUAUUACCUACUACCCUUAGGUCUAAUUCAGUGAACAAUGAAAAUUGGGCGGUGGAAUUAAGUAAUAAAAGCAUUUCCAGUUACGCUAAGUAAUGUUUAUAUAUUAACCUCUCUACGACCAAAAUCAUAUAGUUCAUUAUUUACAAAAUGUUUCGUUUUCAAUUUGACGAAAUCUUUACCUCUUUCACAGGUAGGUCUUGCUGUUGGGGACAUUGAAAACAUCCAGAAAAAUGCCACAAUGGACAGAUACGUUAUGCAGGCAAGUGUUUAUAUCAAAACUUUUUAAAUCAAUCUUCUUUGAAAUGUCAAGUUUUUGACACUUAAUAGUUCUGCAAAUAAUAAAUCUUAAUAAAACCCGAAUUACUUGCACUGUCAUAUAUUUUUUCGUCUCGUCACGAGAAUGGGACAUAGAAAAAUGAGUCCCCAUGAAGAAAGGAUAAUUGUUGCUGCUUUCUUAUCUGUAGUUUGACCUCGCUAAAUACAGAGCAGUCCAGUUUCUCGACAGGUUUGCAUUUGCAGUUCAGACUAUAUUCUCAAUGAACUGAAUAGUCGUAGAGUAGUCAACCACUGAACUAUUUUUAUGUUUAUUUACUUUAACAGAUAAAGAUGUUACUGGAAACCGAGGAACAACUUCCACGCUGUCUACGCAAACAUGUUCAAUUCGAAAAAUUUGUCGAAUAUCCCAACAAAAAACUUCCGUUGAAAACAAGGGUAUUGAUUUUUUCUCAAAUUCUUGUGUUGAUAAAUGAUGGUAAUAAGACCGAGUAGAGUCGCUUAACAAAAAUCGGACGAACGCGAAGCGGGAGUCUUAUUUGUCAACCAUGAAUAUGAUUACCCACAGAAUUGGACGACACGAAGUCCUAAUACCAAUUAAUCAUAACCGUUACGAUUUCUGAGAAAAAGAAAUAAAUUUAGGAUAAACAUCUGCGGUAAAGACAGUGUCUUAAAUAAAAAAUUCCUCUAUUUUGAAAAAUUCCCCAUCAGCUUUUUUCAGUAUAAAUGGCUGUUGCUAUGGUUAUUGCGAUCAAUUUUGUGAUUGGUGGAUUUAGCUAAGUGGACUUUGUAUGAUUAGCUGCUUCAACUAUCCGAUUACAGGUGUCUGAUUGCAGCCAGCUGUCCGAUUACAACCGUACAGAAUGGUUAGUGAAAAACUAACGCAGCUGAUGCACCAAUCACAUUUCAGGAAUUUUUAAUGGUUUUGAUUAUCUUUAUGACAACACUUAUCUGUCCAUAAUCUCAAAACUGAUGCAAGUGUAUAUUUUUCUUCCAACAAAGAGACUCAUACUUUUCUCGUUUUUUUUUUUUUUUUUUUAUCCCAGCAAAUAUGUCAUUUUAUUGCAAAGUUUUAUGCUGCAAAGUAUUACCCCAACCUAUCAUUUCAGUUAUACGAUGCCAUAUGUGGUUUUGGUCAUCCGGGAGGUGAUGAGAACGAAAAAGACGAACAUGAUGUCCCUCGUGAAAUAAUUGACAUAAAAACAAAAGUAGAGGAACAGGAAACAAAGUGAGUUGUCUUUUUUUUUUUUGUCUUGUUUUUAAUCCGCUCGAAGCUUCAGAGAAAAAGUCUGAAUGAACAUAUCAGCACACUCGAAAAUUGUCUCAGUUUCCCAUUAAGUAAUUUUCCAAGAUGUCAGAACAGUUUCGCAGGCUUGAGUUUCGAUAGUAUGAAGCGGAAAAGGAAUUCAAUUUUCAAAGAAAAAAAAAGGAGAGGAAAAUGAACAACAAUAAACUUACUGCUUUUAAAACAUCGCUGCCAGACUUUAUCCAGCAUGAUUCUAAAAUAUCUAUUUGUCUAAUGAUGUUCACAGUAAGUAAGAUUUUUUAAAUAAUAUUCCCGUAAAUUUGGUUUCUACAUUUAUAUUUCAUUUUUUUUCUCUAUUAUCAGAAUUAAUGAGAUCAGCAACAUGUUAAGGAAGCAAUCAGAGAUGUUGGAAGUCCUUGCUCAGAAAUCGAAACUGAAGGAAGGAUAG